AUGGAGGCCCUGAUGAAGAAAUACGGAGUACAUCACAUGUUGUCUACUCCGAGUAAAGGGCAGGCAGAGAUCUCCAACCGGGAGAUAAAAGGAAUUUUGGAGAAAACAGUAAGCCCGUCGAGGAAAGACUGGAGCAAGCGGUUGGAUGAUGCUCUCUGGGCCUACCGUACUGCGUUCAAGACCCCCUUUGGAAUGUCGCCUUACAGGCUCAUUUUUGGUAAGAUGUGUCAUCUCCCUGUGGGAGUUGAACAUAUAACUUACUCGGAGGUCAAGGAGAUUAAUUUGAAGCCCCAGGCAUGUGAGGAAGAGAGGAAACUUCAACGACAAGAGCUGGAGGAAUUGAGACUUGAGUCGUAA
Molecule: messenger RNA, 357 nt
Organism: Salvia splendens (bonfire salvia)
Lineage: Eukaryota; Viridiplantae; Streptophyta; Magnoliopsida; Lamiales; Lamiaceae
Exons: 1
Coding region: 1-357 (118 amino acids)
Molecular function (GO): nucleic acid binding
Source: RefSeq, a predicted model, not a curated record